Messenger RNA from Chlamydomonas reinhardtii, 4472 nucleotides. RefSeq lists its product as uncharacterized. The transcript has 6 exons. Bases 197 to 1528 code for a protein of 443 amino acids. NCBI's taxonomy places the organism in Eukaryota, Viridiplantae, Chlorophyta, Chlorophyceae, Chlamydomonadales, Chlamydomonadaceae. The record is from RefSeq and is a predicted model, not a curated record.
GUUGAAAUUGAAGGUGUUCAAAAACACCAAGAAGGUGAUGAUGCCCAGGGACUCGAGGGGACCAUUUGGAUUCACCCGUUUGAAUUGGCCUCCGACCUGAGUCAAACGGGGAUGGGUGAUGGAAUCCAUCGUUUGAAUGCGCUUUAAAUUGCAAGAGAGGGCUUUCGGGCACUACCCUACCUCACAACCAUCCAACAUGGUCGCCCGUGUCUGCAAGCUCCUUAUCAAGGAUCCCGACCAUCCCAACAAAGUCUACCAUCAGUGGGCGACAACGAUUUCGCCUGGAACUAAGCCUGAUACGUUCAGGGGGGAUCUUCUCCCCGAGACGGACUCCACCGUCAAUUACAAGCUCUCCGUGGACCCCGAGGACCCCGAGGACCCCGUGGAAUAUUAUUCGCCGGAGCAGGUUCUGGCGUUUGCUCUCGAGUACCUGGCCAGCGGCUCUGACGGGCCCGCCUGCCCCCUUCCCUGCGCCUCGUGGGAUGCGGAGAAGCAGAGGCUGACCCUCACCAUUGUGCGCGAGUCCAAGCAGGACCCCAUCAAGAAGCCCAAGAAGAGCAACGCGAAAGAGCCCAUCACUCGCGUGCGAACGCCGGACUCCGCGCUGUUCAUGGAGGCCGUCCGUCGCUUCUACCCCUUCGCCAAGCGCGGCCCUGGCGAAGGCCCCCGCCUGCUCAACACCAGACUGGCCGCCAAUGGCGAGUUGAAGAAGUAUUGGCAAGACAAGAUGGCCGCGGCCUACGCCUGGAGCCUGAAGCGGGGCAUCACGUUGUCGCGCGAAGACUUCCAGGCCGACUGGACAAAGAAGGCAACCGACUUCAACGCCAAGCGCACCACUUACGAGAAGACGACCGCAGCCGCCCGCGCUGUCAAGGACAAGAACCAGCCCAAGAAUGAGCGUGGCUGGUACAAGAACGCAUGGCGCAGCAAGUGGGGCAAGAUGUGGGACGGCUACAAGCGCGACCCUGUGCGCUUCACGGCUGGCGAGAAGCAGACGCUGACGGAAGAGGAGGUCGGUCUUUGCAAGGAGCUUGAGUCUUUGCUGCCAAGCCGGGCUUCCGCGAGCGUCAAGGACGCCAAGGUGUCCUACGGUGCCAUCGACGCUGGGGGCCUUCUGGGACCGCUGGCCAAGGCCUUGAGCGGCCUCUCUUCAAAGACCAAGCGCUCCUCUCUGGGGUCCACAGGCGCCGUCGACGUCGCCGCCGCGCCUCAGCCCAGCCCGCCCAUGCCCCCGCCCAUGCCCCAGUCCGCCCCAGGCGCCAUCGACAAGCUGGCCGCGGCGGGUGCCGAGCGCAUGAAGGCGAUGGGCGACAAGAAGCGGACGGAUGCGCAGAAGCGCAAGGAUGAGAGGACGGCCGAGGCGCCAGCUAAGAAGCACAAGGGCGAUGAGGCGGUAGCCCCCGCUGCCAAGGCCAAGACCAAUGCCAAGACUGCCGCUGAGGGCAAGGCUGCCAAGGUUCCGGCCGCGAAGGCUGGCAAGGCCGCCAGGGGCAAAGCCGCCAGGGGCAACGCCGCCAGGGGCAAGUAGACUGCCAAUGCUGGUGCUACAUGGAUUGUACAAUGUUCGGACUAGGCCUAGUACGGCUUAUUCUGGACUUAGCUACCGAGCAUUAGGAUGUUUGGACCCUGUGUAGACCACCUAGCGGUAGUAUGUUCGGACCCUGUGUAGACAUCCACUCCAGCAUGAGCGAGUGGCAUUUGAGGACUGCUGUGCUGCAUGCUGUGUAGACCACCUAGCGGUAGUAUGUUUGGACCCUGUGUAGACAUCCACUCCAGCAUGAGCGACUGCUGUGCUGCAUGUGCAUGACAGUGAGACUGUGAUGGGCGACAGAGCGCCUUGGACUGUGAUGCACUUACUGUCAGAUCGUAGUUGUGUGGAAAGCGAGUGAGAUGGUCGGUUCAGGUAAUCCUGAAACAUGUGUGCAGCCAGGGUCCGCCGCAGAUGUGGGAUAGAGGCAGUGUAACGUGCUCUGGAAUGAAGAGUUUCAUGUGUUUCUCCGUGGAUUGUACGGUACCCCCGUGUUUCUGUUUUCGAAUCGCGUCUCAAGACGCAGUGCGUCUCGUGCAUCGCGUGUGUGUGAGACGCGGCGCGUCUAGGGUAUCAGGCUAGCGUCUGGUGUGACGCAUCGCGUUAGCUAAGACGCGCUCUCCAUGCAAUUGUACCGCGUCACGACUCGCGUUCCAUUGCGUCUCGCAGACGCAGUGAAACGCGCUAUCUGUAAUGGUGCCCCGCUUCACUGUUUCUGGUUGCGUCCCCAUCGCGUCUACCCCGCGUCUCCCCCGCGUUUCCCCCUUAACGCGCAGCGUCUCGGCGCGUCUGACACCGCGUCUCACAGGUCAGACGCGGCCCAGACGCGCCCAGACGCGGUUUCCCGUUGUUAUAGUGUCCAAGUCCGCGCCGGGCCCGCCUGCGCGCUGCAGUGCUUCGGCACCCCCGCCAAACCCGCCGCCCGCACAGCCAACGGGCUUCUGUGCACACGUGCUGCAGCUCCAGCGGCCCAUCGGCACCGCCGUGAGAGGGGGUUCAUGGCAGUUCACGUGAUAGCAGUCGUUGCAGUCAUCGCAAAAUACCAUGUCAAAGACGGCCGUGGCCCUCCUUGCCACCGCGACUCUUCUUGGUGGUGUGCCUGCUGAGUGCCGUUUGCACCGCCCGCCCAGAGCCUCCGGCAGCUUGUCCACGCCUGCAUCAUAAUGCGCUGUUCAAGUACGGAUGCAGUCACGACGGGAUGUAUCAACUUACGAGAGCGGAGCAACUUUGGCGCUUGCGAGCAUGUUCAAGCGUCAGGGGCAACCACCCCUGUACGUUUGUCAAUUGAUUUUGAGAAGGCGUUUGACAAGGUACCCAGAUGGGCGCUGUGGGCAACGUCUGGCCGAAAGAGGAGUACGUGGCCGAAUGAUGGAGGUCCUGAAGCGUUGCUAUGAAAGAGUUUGCCUGCGGGUGAAGGUGAACGGCAAACUGAGCGACGCGUUUGAGUCGCUGCAAGGGGUCAAGCAGGGAUGUCCUAAAAGCACCGACCUGUUUGGCACCUUCAUUGAGGCACUAGCAGAAUACGUGGACGCAUGGGACCAGCAUGAGCCAACUGAACGCACGUGGAAGCAUGAGGCGCCGACGAUAGGUGGCAAACUUGUGGCCUGCCUAUUAUACGCGGACGACCUGACGGUAUGCGCACUGUCCAUCCACCGUAUGCAGUUUUUGCUCAAUAGAUUGCACGAAUUUUGCCAAACCUUUGGUAUGCGAGUCAACAUAGCUAAAUGCGAGAUCAUGGUUUUUGCGGGAAUAGCAACGCACCGGCAAAUCCACGCCGUGUACGCUACGGCCCUUCGGUACCCGUACCCUGGGGGUGUAAGCAUACCGGUGAAGGGGCGAGCGCGGUACCUUGGCCUAUACUACGGCCCGGCCACAACGUUUGAUUCUUGCUACCAAGAGCUAAUAGCUGCGGGCAGGAGAGCUGCGUUUGGGUUGAUAGCGGCGCUAGAUAAGAACGAGUGCUCGUCCGGGCACCAUGCAAGCAUGUUUCGAAGUGCAAGUGAGGUCCGUGCUGUCGUAUGGCGUCGAGGUGUGGGGCCCCGACGCCCUGAGCGCCCUGUUUGAAGGCACGAGCUAUGGCGGCCACGACCGCACCAUGGACAAAACGCUAAAAAGCAAGUGGAGAAAUGCCAAGACUUGGUUUGACAAAGCCCUGAUUGAUCCGAUGGUGGCACUGCAAACAUCUUUCCUGGCACGAGCUGCGGGGGUUCGCAAGCCCACCUACAGGCUGCUUUAUGCUGAGUUUGCCGCACAACCCAUGCAUUUGCACUGGGCGUACAUGGUGUUUGGUUGCUGGAAUCGUAUUAUCAAGCAAGACAAAUCGCUAGCGCACGUGUUUUUGGAAGAUGCCGUAGCAACGGCAGCUGCAGGAGGUUUCGAAGGCAUGUGCUGGGUGAGCAAGGUUUACCGAGUCUGCAAAAAGCUUGGCUACGACUGGUGUACAGAGGGCCCGCAGGGCACAGACGCACUUUGUGAAUGGCUACUGCGCACGGGGCUGCCGAUUGGUAGUUUGCUGGGCAACUUCGCCCACAUGCUUAUGGGUGAAUGGAAGGCAGAGAGCAUAUGCACUGACCCUCGGGCUUUCCCUGAAAGCGGAGGGCACCGUAGUACUGCCGGUGGGCCGGGAGUUAAGAUGUGCCGCUAUACGCAGUGGAUGGGCGUCCCGCAGUUGGAUGCUGCAGUUAAGCAAGGCAUUUUACCGCACAUGAAGGAGUAUGUUACGCACAAGCACCUCAUGGCGCUGAUACGGUUCAGGCUAGGAUGUUGGGAUAUCGAGGUUAAUCGCCCCGUGGCGGGGGGCCGGUACCGUCCGCGCAACGAAAGGGUGUGCAGGCUGUGUCGAGGCGGUGUAGAAGAUGAAAAGCACGUUAUGCUGGAGUGCCCAAUUUAUGCUAACAUUCGGUUGGCUUCUGGUACUACAGGUAGCGAUAUGAAAAAGAUUAUG